Messenger RNA from Hordeum vulgare subsp. vulgare (domesticated barley), 520 nucleotides. RefSeq lists its product as uncharacterized. The coding region runs from base 11 to 520 and encodes 169 amino acids. The record is from RefSeq and is a predicted model, not a curated record. NCBI's taxonomy places the organism in Eukaryota, Viridiplantae, Streptophyta, Magnoliopsida, Poales, Poaceae. The transcript has 5 exons.
GCCACCUCCCAUGCUCGCUAGAUGUUUCCGAGCUAGCGACCGUGGAAAGGCUCAGGAUCUUUCCACCCACCCCAUCGCAUUCGUUGGCUCCCCUCGCGAGCUCCUUCCUGGCGAGCUUCCAACCGGUGGCGGCGACUCCGGUAAGCUCCUCUCUCGCUCCCACCCGUCCCCUCCCUCCUCUCCCUCCCACCCGUCCCCUCGUGACCUCCUCCCUGGCGAGUUCCAACCGGUCGCGGCGACCAUGGUUCUAGGGGAAUUUAGGAGCUCAAAUUUCUGUGGUGUGAAGAAAAAAGACAGCACCCUGGCCCGCACAUGGGUCGGAGGAGAAGGGCGCAAGGAGGGCGUGGCUGGUUUCCUACACGCACGUCGUCGAAUAGAUCAUCUGGAGUGCGAAGCGUGUUACUUAGAAGCCAUACAAAAGUUAACCUGGUCUAAAUCCUCGCCGACGGUCGUCCUCCAAGUCCUUGUUCCCAUGUCCAGCAUCCUCAGUGUCCGUGAGCCCCAGAAAGUGAAGUUGUAG